Molecule: messenger RNA, 997 nt
Organism: Spodoptera frugiperda (fall armyworm)
Lineage: Eukaryota; Metazoa; Arthropoda; Insecta; Lepidoptera; Noctuidae
Exons: 2
Coding region: 75-896 (273 amino acids)
Biological process (GO): cristae formation
Cellular component (GO): MICOS complex
Source: RefSeq, a predicted model, not a curated record
ACCAACCAAAAACCGUCAAAGUCAAAAAUUUUUGUAAACACAACACAAAUCACAAACAUUUUGAUAAAAAUAAAAUGAAAAAUCCACGAAUAGAAAAUCAUUCUAUUGAAGACAGUCACCAUGAUGAAGAUGAUGCGAUUUUCAGCUCUGAAACUGAAAUGAUAGGGUCCAUAUCUAAAUUGUGCCAUGGAAAUCUCUAUGUCAUAGGCAGAAUAUGGAUACAAGCGCUAAAAAUGGCCCUAAUUGGCGCAAACCUAUCAUUAUUCCCGGUGGUACACGCUGCAAAACCUGACGAGCCUCCACAGAAACCACCAAAAAUGAAAUAUAAGGACUUACCAAUAUAUGAGAGCCCGCAUUAUGAAUACAAGGAUUACGUGGAAGACAAAAAGAAAUGCCCCAAUUACGACGUAAAAUUACUACACAGGUAUCUAUACCCGAAAGUUAAAAACUACAGAAAAAGUUGGGUGGACUCAAUAGAAGAUUUUAAAAAGGACGCUGGCGAGCUAAAGCGUGAUGCUUGCGCGGUGAUUUGUAAAAAGAGAGCAGAAUUCAUGAAGGCUAUGAGGGCACCUGAGAAUUGUACUCUGAGACAAGCUGUAGUAGUAGCUGGUGCUGCUACUGGGUACUGCAUGGCUGGUAGAAAGGGAAUACCAACAAAAGCCUUCUAUUCAAGCCUUGGGGCGUUAGCUACUGGUGCUUUAUGCUUCCCUAAGGAAACUGAUGAGAUAUUCAGACUUGCUUCUUAUAAGAUAGCGAAAGUUGCUCUGCUUAUUUUCAAUAAGACUUGUCGUCAGAAUAUAUUUUUGAGAGAGAGGGUCCCCUGUCGUGAGGACAUGCCCCCACCGCCUCCUGAAAGGCCGGCAGAUAAAAAGAAUCAGUGCCCACCUAAGAAGUGAACGAGUUUGACUUUAAAAGGUAAAACGAAUUAAACUAAGACUGACUGCCCAUUAUAACCUGGAUCAACUUAAAAUUUUGGUAAUCGAAACAAGAAUAAUUA